Copidosoma floridanum is the source of this 2478-nucleotide messenger RNA. Its product is annotated as transient receptor potential cation channel subfamily A member 1-like. Gene Ontology annotation, molecular function: protein binding. Lineage: Eukaryota; Metazoa; Arthropoda; Insecta; Hymenoptera; Encyrtidae. The record is from RefSeq and is a predicted model, not a curated record.
UAUCGCAGUCAACUGUAAACAUGAAUCUCGAGUUAAAGAGUAUAUUACGUAGUCAUCAGAAAAAGCAAAAAGUCGAAAGUACUAUGUUGAAUCUGAUGAAAUCAACUAGUGAUAAGCAAAUGAAGGCCAAAAUAUUAGCCCACAAGAGAAAAAUGAAAACGAAACAACAGUCGAAUUUGCUUCGCAAAGUCCAGGAUAGUUCUCUGAAACAAAUAUAUAACCUUGCCGUCAACAAGAAGAUCGCCACAAGCUCAUCUGUUUUAGACUACAAGAUUUUAAAGUGUGCCAUAAAGAGCAGACACAGAGACUUGGCUUUAUUUCUCCUGAAGAACGGCUGCAGAGUAAACAAAACAGACUCCAUGAUGACGAGCCCUUUUUCACAAACUGGAGUCACUCCGUUACACCACGCAGUGGGCCUAAACGACAAGGAGCUUGUCAUUAGUCUUCUGGCGAAGGGAGCAUCUGUUCUUACGGCCGACAAGCAGGGUAACACACCGCUGCACGUAGCUUUCCUCACCAAGAGGCACGAAUUGGUCAAAGAACUGCUUUCUUUCUGCUGUGGCGCAGGCAACCAAAAUUUAGCAAACAAGGCUGGAAUUUCCCUCAUGCACAUAGCGUGCACCGUGAACGAUCCCGUGAUCGUACAGAAGUUUCUGGCCGCCGGAGCAAGCAUCAAUCACUUUGUUGACUAUAAGUCUUCGGCUUAUCCCGGCUACACAGCUCUGCACUUUGCCGUAGAGUUCCGAGCUGCGGAGGUCGCGCGCGUCCUCGUCGCCGCGAAUGGUAAUCUCGAUGCCUUGGACGCCCGUGGUAUGUCACCUCGAAGCCUGGCCUGCAAGCUCAGCGAAGAAGCUUCCCUCGUCGAUUACCUACUCACCAAGGGGAUCAGGAAGACCGAAGCUCACAAUUCAAAUAUGCUAACGACCUUUCACGUGGUAUGCCUCAAAGAGAAGCCAGAGGUAGUGGAGCAUUUUUUGCACAAUGGAGCUUGGAUAGAAGAAACAGUCGAUUGUAAGGACCCUUUCUUCGCGCUCUGCACUCCUUUGCACAUGGCAGUACAGAGUGGUGAUCCAGACAAGGUACGCCUACUGGUCGAAUAUGGUGCCUGCGUUGAGUCUCAGAAUAGAGACUACAUGACUCCUCUGCACCUGGCGCUGUACACCGAGGAUCCAGAGAAGAUCGAUAAGACAAACAGCAUAGUUGAUUUGCUAUUUUCCAAAUUCUCGUUCAAUAAUUACGACCUAGUGGACCUGAACGGAUUGUCGUUCCUUCAUAUCGCCUGUAGCCGCAACAACGUCGAUCUUGUGAAGCAGAUGCUAAAAAAGGAGGAUAUUAAUGAGCAGAUUCUGUACAAUUUGAAAAACUUUGCUCUUUACACGCCUCUCCACUUUGCAGUGUGCUACCACGCCAAAGAGACAGUCGAGCUGCUGGUGAAUAGCGGGGCCAACCUGAAUUGCAGUGACAACGAGCAAAAGAAGACCAGAAUCGAGAAAAUACGUCCACGUACCCUCGACUACAUCGAUCUGUUUUGUAGUCGAGGUUGCGACGUUGAUGCACAGGACGCUAAUUGGAAUACAGCGCUGCACUUGGCCUCCUCUUCAAAGAACGUAAAACGCGACGUCGUCCAAGAAUUAUUAAAGUGGGGUGCUAACGUCAAUCUGGAAAAUAGCGCCGGUGCCACUCCGUUCGACGUUGCGGUGCACCCGCACAGUUUGACCAUUUACGAUCACGUGCAAAAGCUGCUCGUGGCCAACAUGCCGGUCAGCACCCACAAUCAAAAGUCAAUAAACAAUCUCAGUAUGAGUACCACGGAUCUGGAGCGCGCUAGGCGUCGUAGGCAAGAUUGCAAGCUGGAGACACUGCUGUUGAGGAAUAUCUACGUCGACAAGCCUACGUCCUUGCUGGAUGUAUUGUGCAUGGACAGGCACACCAUUCUGGCUUGCUACUGCGAGGAGGACGGGGCGUUCAAUAAAAUUAUAGAGUCGACGUUUUUCGAGGAGACGUUUACAAAUUAUGCGUGUCUGCUCAAGUUGCAGUACAGGCGAGGAGCAAAGGCCAGGAAGGCCGAAGAGAGCAAAGUUAAUUGCAAAAAGAGAAAAAUACUGCCCGAUGAUCGUUAAAAUUAGUCGCUCGUGCUAUAUAAAAGUGCAUUAUUUCUUGGAAGAUUUUUUGUACAAUGUUUACUUUACUUUUUUUUUGUUCCUUCGAUUCUUAAUGGAAUGCCAAAUCUUGGAAUAUUGUGAAUCCUCGCGUAAGUAGAUUCAAAGAGAGAGCAAGUUUGUUUGUUUUUAGUUUUCUCUUAUUUUUGUGAUCCAAUACCAAGUUCUUGAGAGUAUUGUGGAAAGAUUUAGUUUUAAAUGAGCUCUUAAAUUACAGUCGACUAAUUGGUAACAUUAUUGAGGUGUGUGAAAAAAUUAUGAAUGUUUAUUUUUUUAUAAAGUAAUUUAUACCAUGUAAUUCAACCAAAUACAAAGUUGA